UUGACUUUCAGACUGUACAGUGUAGAAGCAAGCAACAAUGAGUGAAUUCCAAGAAGAUCAGAAGCAGUAUUCCUGGAGGUGUAAAGUAGUGUUGGGGAAGAUGAUCGUGGACACUGUGGUGGCAAAACAUCAUCGGACCAUCGAAAGAAACAGUCUUGUAGUUCUUAUCCACCUACUCUACCUACUCUCUCAGUCUACCCGUUCCUUUGGCGCACACCCAACGCCGCCUCCAAUUCCUCUUCUGCCAAUCCCUUCGGCACGGCAGCUUUUAUGGCAGCUCUCGGAGAUGGCCAUGUUUCUCCACUUUGGGCCCAACACUUUCGUGGGUUCGGAGUGGGGGUCGGGUCACGUUGACCCGUCGAUCUUCAACCCGGCUAGCCUCAAUGCCACCCAGUGGGUCUCCGUUGCGAAGGAAAAUGGGUUCACAAGAUUGGUCCUCACUGCUAAGCACCAUGAUGGGUUCUGUCUCUGGCCUUCUCUCUACACUAAUUACUCCGUCAAGUCUUGCCCUUGGAGAAAUGGGUCCGGUGAUAUAGUGGGCGAUUUGGCUCAGGCUGCCAAGGCUGCUGGUCUGCAAUUGGGUCUUUAUCUUUCACCUUGGGAUAGACAUGAGUCUGUAUAUGGCAACACUGUUGAGUACAAUGAAUUCUAUUUGGGGCAGAUGACUGAGUUGCUUACAAGAUAUGGUGAGAUUAAAGAAGUGUUCCUGGAUGGUGCAAAAGGUGAGGGCGAGAAGGAUAUGGAGUAUUAUUUUGAUGAUUGGUUCGACCUUAUCCAUCAGCUCCAACCUGGGGCCACAAUCUUCACAGAUGCUGGCCCCGAUACCAGAUGGAUAGGAGAUGAAGAUGGUAUUGCCGGGACGACUUGUUGGUCCCUUUUAAAUCGUAGCGAUGUAACUAUUGGUGGCAAUGAUUACGAAUAUAUAGGAAUGGGAGACCCUUUUGGUCGUGAUUGGGUGGCUCCCGAAUGUGAUGUUUCGAUACGACCUGGCUGGUUUUGGCAUGCAUCGGAAGCUCCCAAGACUGCGAUGGAUCUUCUUGACUUGUACUAUAAAUCAGUUGGCAGAAACUGCCAAUUGUUGUUAAAUGUACCGCCAAAUACUUCGGGUCUUAUAUCAGAUGAAGAUAUACAAGUCCUUCGAGAGUUCACCAAGCUUCGGACUUCAAUUUUUUCCCGUAAUCUAGCAAAAUCUGCUCGUUUUUCUGCCAGCAGCACAAGAGGUACAAGUGACUUCCGAUUUGCCCCCUAUAAUGUUAUUAAAGAAGGCAUCUAUACUUAUUGGGCUCCAGGACGAGAGCAAUCGGAAAUCAUAUUAUACUUGGAUUUUCAAGAACAAGUGACGUUCAACAUGUUAGAAGUUCAAGAGCCAAUCCAUAUGGGGCAGCGGAUUAUUGCAUUCCAUCUCGAUGUAUUGAACGAAUUUGGGGAAUGGCAGGAAGUAAUAGAUGGAACGACGGUGGGAUACCGGAGGUUGCUGUUAUUUCCCGUGGUUAAAACGUAUAGUAUAAGAGUUGUGAUUGACGAGUGUCGGGAAGAACCUUUGAUCUCUUAUUUGGGAUUAUAUAUGGAUCCCUAUUCUAAUCUGGAACACAAGUCUAGUUCAUGGUUUGGAUCGCUGCGCUUCAAUGGCAGCCGGGUGAGGGAAUGGCUUUCUGGUUUUAUGUAGGCCUGGCUGGAUUUCAACGCCAACGAAAAUGUUAUGUUGUUUGCAGUGGGGAAGGCUAAAGCAAAAGCAGAAUGCAAUAAGGUAUUGCACAGAAGUUUGGUCUGUCAUGGGAUGCAUUUCUUGCUAUAAAUCCAGUUUUGUUGGUGAAUGGGCAUGAAGAAGUGAAUCUAAGAAACCAAAACAACUUGUUUUGGAUUAAUCGUAGCUUCAAUGCUUCAUUCAUGAUAAUGGAAGGAUCUUUUCUGUCUCA
Ipomoea nil (Japanese morning glory) is the source of this 1916-nucleotide messenger RNA. RefSeq names its product alpha-L-fucosidase 1. The transcript is spliced from 4 exons. Gene Ontology annotation, molecular function: alpha-L-fucosidase activity. NCBI's taxonomy places the organism in Eukaryota, Viridiplantae, Streptophyta, Magnoliopsida, Solanales, Convolvulaceae. The coding region runs from base 38 to 1666 and encodes 542 amino acids. Gene Ontology annotation, biological process: fucose metabolic process; glycoside catabolic process. The record is from RefSeq and is a predicted model, not a curated record. Gene Ontology annotation, cellular component: lysosome.